CAGGGCCGGGUGUGGCUGCGGAGAGCAUGGAGUCAGUUCCUGCGGAGCUGGGAUGACGACUGUCCAGCAUCCCAGCUUUUUACUGGUUGGGAUCGGGUCUCUAGAACACCUCUCCUGUUCCCCCCACACCCCCCCAAGUCUCAACUGGCUUUCCCAUCUCCAUCCUCCUGAUCGCAGCCUUCCAAGCAGCUUCCAAGAUGGCAGGCAGCUACCCGGUGGAUUUUCUAGAAGAUGAUCCUGGGGGAUACCAGGAAGCGACCGCAGCUUACCUCGCCUCGCUCAGACACGGGACUGGGGCCACGCCAGUUUUCUCCCUUCCCACGGGGGAGCAGGUUCAACUCGAAGCUUCAUCUGUGUGCUUCUGCGCUUUGUACCGAGAUGAACCCCAGCAGAAGAUCCUGGUUUGGGUUCAUCCACAGGACACAAAGACAGUUGUGGCUGUUUACUUGAAGGAAUCCUGGUGGUCUGUUGAAGACAUUCUGAGAACUUCUGAGCCUGCCAGGGAGGGUCUCCUGCAGGUCCACUCCUUUGGGGAAAGGAUUGUGCUUUUCACUCUAAACGUCAUUGUUUUUGGAAGACUGGAGAGAAGUGUGAAAGAGGAUGGCAUGUUUUUUUUACCUCACUCUGCGAGGGAGCAGGCUAAAAUCCUGUGGCGAGACGGAGCAGCCAUUGGAUUCUACUCAACCAAGAUGAAAGGCAGCCUGUGCGCUGCUGGCACAGGUGCCGGCUACCUGCUGCCUGUCUUCGACACUGUGUUCAUCAGGAGGAAGCAUCGUCGCCAAGGCCUGGGGACGGCCCUGCUGCGGGACUUCUGCGAGACUUUCCAAGAAGAAGAGGCCUUGGGGGUCAGUGGCCCCAUCUCUCCUGCCAUGUACCAAGUUUGUAGGCGGUUCCUGUUGGCCUGUCCAGAGGUGCGAGGACGGCUGUGGGAGGUGGAGCCUCCGGGGGCCUGGGGCCAGCGCAUCAACAUCUGGCUCAGGGUUCAGCUUCAGCAGGCGGGACUUCCUGACUACUUACAGACAUGCACAUUGGCUUCCGUUCUGGAUAGUGCCAGACAGUGCUCUGCACUUCCAGGAAGCUCUGAAGAGGCCGAGGGCAACUCCCAGAAGCCUUCUCCGGAUGGCGGAUCCACAAGAUGCAGAACCUAGACAAUAAAGGUUGAUUAUUUCUUGAUGGUGACCACGUGGACUCUGUGUGAAGGAGACCUGGAGCACAGAAGUAGACUGCGGCCUGCAUGCAGGGGACACCGUGUGAUGCCCAGCACAGCCUCACCCCCCCCCACACACAAUGAGGUGCUGUAACCACCUGGUGGUUUAAGAUGGACGGUUGGUGCUUCCUUGCCAGUGUGACAGCAGAUCCAUAAGCCAGUCAUUCAAUAAAAGAAAAACCUCAGGGAAGACAGUUGA
Dipodomys ordii (Ord's kangaroo rat) is the source of this 1406-nucleotide messenger RNA. It is a transcript of the gene Fam169b, whose product is annotated as family with sequence similarity 169, member B. The record is from RefSeq and is a predicted model, not a curated record. Lineage: Eukaryota; Metazoa; Chordata; Mammalia; Rodentia; Heteromyidae. The transcript has 11 exons. The coding region runs from base 198 to 1148 and encodes 316 amino acids. Gene Ontology annotation, molecular function: acyltransferase activity, transferring groups other than amino-acyl groups.